AUUGGAUGUUUGGUCAACGUUCAGACGUUACGUGAGAAUUUUGCCAUCUGUAGAAUGUAGCUUUCCGGACACAGCAUUAGAAAACUGUAGACGGAACAUUCUGCCAAAGUGCUGUGCACAAUACAUUUAGUGGCGGCAUUAAUAUAAGUUGAAACCUUUUUCACGAACGUUUCAGUUGUUGGUAGAAGUCGACGGUAUGGCUGUUAACGCGUGGUUUGCAGUUGUGGGGCUUGUGGCGGCGAUUUUUGCACAGACAAACCGUGGACAAGACGUUGGGACAGGACAGUGUUGUGGGAGUUGCGUCAUCGGACCUCAAGUGUUAGCCGGUGUCCCUGGCAACAACGGUCUCCCUGGUAACAAUGGCGUCCCUGGCUACAACGGCAGGGACGGUGCCAAGGGAGACCGAGGAGAGCAGGGGCCGCCCGGGGAGAAGGGCAGUGCAGGGGAGACGGGACCUCCAGGCAUGCCGCCCCGAGUGAACUUAAAGCAGUGUGCCUGGAAAAACCUGUACAAUGAUGCGGACUCUGGGAUGAUCGUGGAGUGCGAGUUCAACAAGAUCUCCCCGACAUCCGCCCUUCGUCUGACGUGGAACGGUGACCUCCGAAAUACGGGGUCCUCCGGUGGCUGUGCGCGCUGGUUCUUCACGUUUAACAGGGCUGAGUGCGGGAACCCCUUCCCCAUCGACGGUGUAGUCUACACGAACAACGCUAACCUCAACAUCCAUCGUGUGUCUACAAUUGACGGCCUGUGUUACGACCUGCCGGCUGGGCCUGUGACCGUGGCUCUGAACGUCGGCGCGUGCGACAGCCCAAGUGGAGCUCCAAACGUCCACACCGGGGCGAACUCUCACUCAAGGAUCAUCAUUGAGGAAGUCGACAUUUGAACCGGAAAUUAAACUAAGAUAGAAACUUGUCUGUUGGUAUUGGUCAGUGAUGUGGUAAAACAACCAUGUGAUGCAGAUUCAAAACCUGAUGUACAUAUAUGUAAAGUUAACAUCCCAACCGUAGUUUCCAAAGAUCGUGUUAGAAAAGAUAUCGUCUGCAACAGGCCAAAUUCAGAUGUAACGUUGAAAAGAACGUGAAAAAUCGGGGUUUCUCGCAGGCGCAGUACGUUCUGCCGACGUGCUAAUAAUAUAUAUUUAGUAUCCCUCGUGUUGAAUAAUGAU
This is a messenger RNA of Branchiostoma belcheri (Belcher's lancelet), 1165 nucleotides long. RefSeq names its product collagen triple helix repeat-containing protein 1-like. The transcript is spliced from 4 exons. The record is from RefSeq and is a predicted model, not a curated record. NCBI's taxonomy places the organism in Eukaryota, Metazoa, Chordata, Leptocardii, Amphioxiformes, Branchiostomatidae. Bases 197 to 883 code for a protein of 228 amino acids.